This is a messenger RNA of Rhinichthys klamathensis goyatoka, 3497 nucleotides long. It is a transcript of the gene dipk2ab, whose product is annotated as divergent protein kinase domain 2Ab. The transcript has 4 exons. The coding region runs from base 688 to 1977 and encodes 429 amino acids. NCBI's taxonomy places the organism in Eukaryota, Metazoa, Chordata, Actinopteri, Cypriniformes, Leuciscidae. The record is from RefSeq and is a predicted model, not a curated record.
CGUCGUAAAUACUGACGGUUCGAUGUUGGAAAGAGUCGGUCGCUGUGGAUCGUUGUUAGUGCUGGAGAUCAGCAGCAGUGUGUGUGGAGACCCCGCUCGAUCAAACUCUAGCUCUCAGAAGACCGGGAAAAGAAAAAGAGUCCUGCUUCAGAAGUCUUGUGAAGUCGAGUGAUUCAUAUAAGAGAUUGAGAAUUAGAGGCUUGACCACUGUUUAUGUCUCUCGCUAGGUUGCUAACUGGCUGAUCCCCUAAUGGAAAGAACAUCUGAGUUUGUCUGAUGUGAGUAUGUGAGCCGCUGAGCGUCUGGAUACAAUGUUUUUCGUGUGUCUUCUUUUAUCGGAGCGUUUCACGCGCUACAGAGUAAUAGCAGCGCGAGCGCUCCAUCCUGAACAAUGAUUCAGAGUAACCGAUCCAGAGACUCACUCCUGCAGGACUGACUGAAGAAACUCUCUCUCAGGCAAGCUUUUUAUGUGCAUUGGCACAGUGUGCUCCAGAGCAAUGGCUAUGAGAAUGUCUUAGCCCAGCGAACACUUGCAAGGGGGGACUCUGCUUGUUCCUCCCCCUAUGGCAACUCCAGGUGAUGAGUCAGCACCAGUGAUGGGGAUCCAUUGAGUCCUGUCCCUGACACUAUUCAUUGCCCUUUCCCCCUUUACCCUUUACCCCUGCCCUGCCUGGCUAGUGCACGAACAUGCUGCGCUUCCUCCCUCUCAAGCUUGGUCGUCUGUACCGGUGUCUGAAGCUUCUCUUUGUCGUGGGGCUGUUUGUCAUCUUGCUGAUGAACACGCACAACCUCUUCGCCUCAUUCCAAAAGAACGAACUCACUGACCGAAGGUUCAUAAACCUCAACAAGUGCCCAGCCUGCUUUGGCACCAGUUGGUGUCGCAAGUUCAUGAAUGGACAAAUAUCUUUCGAGACUUGGGGGCGCCUUCGCUUCCUGGAUGUCUUCAAUGUGAAAAACGUUUUCUUCGCCCAGUACGGGGAGCCUCGUGAGGGUACGCGGAGGAUUGUACUCAAGCGGUUGGGUUCCAACCAAGAACUUACCGAUAUUGACCAGAAGAUUUGCAAGCGGGCAACAGGACGGCCUCGUUGCGAUCUCAUCCAGGCCAUGUACAAGACUGAGUUUGCCCGACUUAAUGGAGACGUCAGACUCCUAACUCCAGACGUUGUGGAAGGCUGGUCAGACCUUGUUCAUUGUCCGUCCCAAAGACUUCUGGACAGAAUAGUCAGGAGGUACGCUGAGACAAAAGACUCUGGAAGCUUCCUUCUCAAGAACCUUAAAGACACAGAACGGAUGCAGCUGUUGAUGACCUUGGCUUUUAAUCCGGAGCCCCUAGUUCUUCAGAGUUUCCCUUCAGACGAAGGCUGGCCAUUUGCGAAGUACCUGGGUGCUUGUGGGCGGAUGGUGGCAGUGAACUACGUGGGUGAGGAGCUGUGGAGUUUCUUCAAUGCUCCCUGGGAAAAGAGGGUAGACCUGGCCAAGCAACUGAUGGACAUUGCUGAGCAGCUUACCAACAACGACUUCGAUUUUGCUCUCUACCUGCUGGACGUCAGCUUCGAUAACUUCGCUGUGGGCCCGCGGGACGGGAAGGUCAUUGUUGUGGAUGCGGAGAAUGUUGUGGUGGCCGACAAGAGGUUGAUAAAACAAAAUAAGCCUGAGAACUACGAUGUCUGGUACGAGAGCAAGUUUGAGGAGUGUGACAAGGAGGCCUGUCUUUCCUUCUCUAAAGACAUGUUGUGCUCACGGGUCACAGUGGACCACAACUAUUAUGCCAUCUGUCAAAAUUUGCUUUCGCGAUAUGCUACAUGGCGGGGCAGCUCCGGCGGACUUCUUCAUGACCCCCCGCCACACAUAGCCAAAGACAGCCAGCUUGAAGCUCUUUUGGAUGAGUGCGCCAACCCCAAAAAGCGGUAUGGCCGUUUCCAAGCAGCUAAAGAACUCCGUGAGUACUUAACCCAGCUCAGCGGUACCACUAGGUAAUGACCGCCCAUACCUGUCAAUGCUCGAUGUUCACUCAUCAAUGUCCGACGAUGUCUUUAGGGUCUGGGGAUCCCCAUUAGACUUAUGACAAAGAGACUUAAGGUCUGACAAAGCUUCUGUCCUCUGUAACUCUAUCUCAGACCAAUCGUCCAUCACUACAAUCUGUUAUGUGUACAUUUUGUUUCUCUAAAUCUUUAAAUUAUUGAAAAUACUGCAUUACUUCAUUGCAAGGGUUCAUUGCUUUUAUUCAAUGGUUUAUUUUGCAAUAAAGGCAGCGGUUACAUCCUCAUUGUCAACAUCCUCCAGUUUCUCGCUGGAGGUUUACUUGCAAAAUGGUGACACUGGGAAAGGCAGCUUGGGAAUGCUAGUACACAAGCAUUAACUCUGUCCAAAACGUUUUAGUGAACGUCUUCUGCCUAAUUGAUUCACUUACAUUCCAGGAAGAAUGAGUUUGGCAUAAAGCAUAAUUUUGAGAUGGUAGAGAGGAUGUGGAAAUUUGUACAUAAUUAGAGCAGAUUGGAGGGGAAAUGAGUUGGAAUUGCUUUGCAUAUACCAAAGAGUCUGGUUCUAUAUAACUCAAACCUCUGAAGUAAAAGGGCAGAGACUUUCAGUAAAAAUUUAGCAUUGUCAAACCAUCAGAAUUACCCCAGAGCAGAUUCAUGAAUGUGGUUACACUUGUUUCAAAGAUUUGUGUUUGUAUUAAUCAAGCAAAGUCCAGAGAGGGCCACGAUGAAUCCAAAUUACGUGGCACUAUUAAAUCAGAGAGGUCCAGGUCUCUAAUCGGCCGUUAACUAUAAAUAAUGUACUGGCACAUGGCGUGAUGCAGCACUAUCAAACUGAACAUGCAUCUGCACAGGCUAAAAUGAACUUUCUAUCUUUAAAAUCCAUCUUAACAUUUCAAUUUCACAGCUCUGCAAUUGAAUUAAUCAAAAUUUAAUCAAAUGUCUCUAACACUUAAGAUCAUUUACUUUUGAGCCAUCAGCCUGCUGUUUUUUUCCCCUUCCCUAGUUUGAUUUUGCACUUGGUGGACCAAUGAAUUAGAUCAGUAUGCUAAUGAGUAUGCGUUAGAUAAUGAAGUACGCUAGCGCUUGACUGACAGCAUCACUCCAUUGAGCCUGGAUUUUGAAAGCUAGCUAAUCACUUUCAACUUGAUGUUUCUGCCAGAGCAAAUUAAUGAAAUUAAUUAAGAUUUUAAUCUUUUUAUUUCCAUGUUUGGGUUCUGGCCAGUCAGGCCCUGAAGAGUCAAAGCAAUAAGUGUCGAUCAGCCAUUAUCACUGAAGAUCCCUCUGCUCUUGUCAAAUCUAAACCAGUGACCGGAUGGCCUCUCUUUGGGUGUUGGCACGUGAGAGUUUUUUUUUUUUUGCGUGCAUAAGUAACUGUCUGCUUUUGUACUGUACUUCUUUUUCAGUUGAGUAUUAUAUCAGCCAUGUCUGAUUUUACUGUGCCUUUCAUUCAGAAGUUGUAUUUACAACUUUUUAGUCUGUUUAAAUAUCAAAUAAUAAACGAAUAUAUAUAUAUGU